This is a messenger RNA of Guyanagaster necrorhizus, 664 nucleotides long. RefSeq lists its product as uncharacterized. The record is from RefSeq and is a predicted model, not a curated record. The coding region runs from base 348 to 605 and encodes 85 amino acids. The transcript has 3 exons. NCBI's taxonomy places the organism in Eukaryota, Fungi, Basidiomycota, Agaricomycetes, Agaricales, Physalacriaceae.
CACUCUAUUCAAUUGCGGCGUACGCUAACCUCGACAUUGCUUCCUCCUUGAGGACUUCACCGUACCAUCUUGUGUCUAGGUUCUACUGCGUGUUGUCUUCUGCCAUAGAUUAUGCAUACCUUCUGGUGACGGACUGGGGUUAUAGCAUGGUGCUCCUGUGACAGCGCUGAAUUUGAUCCCACAAGCGUUACACCCUUACCAGUGUUAUUCACAUCCCCAAAAUCAUCGGGACAUGCAGAAAACGCAUGAAGACAGCUAGCAAGGCUCUGUUCGUAUAUUAGCCAUCGGGCAACCCGACUGCGAGACCAACUCCCCGCAUCUCUUUGACACCACAGGCAACUUAUAUAAUGCGUCUCUCUCCCAUCUUUGUGUUUUUUGUUACAUCUCUGGCUCUUGUGCAUCAAACCCAUGCAGGCCCAAUCAGCUACGGUAUAUGCCAAACUGGCUGUAAUGCUCUAGCUGUUGCGUGCUAUGCAGCCGCUGGAUUCACGUUUGGGACAAUCGCAGCGCCAGCUGCACCGGCUGCGAUUGUCAGCUGCAACUCUGCACUCGGAGCAUGCUCUGCUUCAUGCGCCUCUGUAGCUUUGUUUUCGCCGACUCCGUGAAGGGCUGUAUCCGUAGUAGGAUGUGCAUGUUUGAAUCUUGAGCAAUGAGGAUAUGGCGU